AUGCUGAGCCCGGCGCUAGCUUGCGGCCUGGCGGGGCUGGCGCUCGGGGUUCCGCUGUUGUUGUUGCUGUUCGUUUUGUUGAGGUGGGCGGCCGCUGCCUUUCGCUGCUGGCUGGGCUUUCCGAGGCGGCUGAUGGCUCGUACCGAGAAGCCGUUGUUCAGGAUCGCGUACACAUUGUAUACAAGAACAAGACUAGGGUACAUCUUUCACAAGAAGCAAUUGAAGAAGACUCGAGAUCAUUAUCCUAGCGGCCAUUCCGUUGUCUGCCCUAAAAUCCUUAACGGUCACGAAUAUGCACAAGAUAACCUGAUGUUUGCUGCUUCAGUUGAACCAAACAAUCCUGCUAUUUUCAACAAGCUUGACUGGGUACUGCACCAGAGGCACGAGAAACAUUGCACAUGCCCUUCGACAAUCGGGGAAGAGAAGGAGUACAAUCCAUUUUUGCGAACUCACUCCAGCGAUUUGCACGAAGCCCUUGGGGUUGAGCGGCAACUUGACGAAGACUGGACUUGCUUCAGAUCCAGGGUCCUGGAGGAGAUCACCAAAAACAAACACACAGCUGUGAAGGUACGAGGAAUGUCCAAAGUAUAUUGUACAUGAAGCCUUUACCACUAGAAACUCAAAUACAGGAUGUCUGCUAGUGUUCACUGAGUUGUUUUUUUUAGUUAAAUAAGGAUGGAGAUAGAGGCAACACCAAAUAAAGUCAGAUUGUAAAAAAACUCUCACCUCUUUACUGUAAGGUUGACACUAACAUUAACUUCCACUUUCUACUGAUCAUAGCAGCAAGUUGUUGCUUGUUUGGCAAUAUAUUGAUGUUGGAGCAGAGUGGAGGGAGCUUUACUCUGUAUCUAACCUCACGCUAUCUUUGUACUGAAUGUGUUUGAUGGGGACAGUGUUGAGGAUGCUAAACUUAGAGAUUAAAAGAGUAGGGAGAUCUUUUUCUUUCAGUUUAAAGGACUGAGGGUGCUUUACUCUGUGACUAACCUUGUUUUGUACCUGUUCUGGGAGUGUUUGACGGAGACAACGUAAAGGCAGCUUUACUCUGUAUCGAUCCCUGUGCUGUACCUGUCCUGGGAGUAUUUGAUGGACACUGGGUGCCUAAAACAAGAUGAGUUUGAUUGUUAACGCUAACCCACCCCACCACCUCAUCAAUCUGCACAUAAAUAUAAAGCGAUAUGUAGCAUGUGUUGGAUGGUGAUUUAUGUAACAGAUGGCACUUCUCCCAGAGUCGGACCUUGGUUGCAUACUGCACUUGAACUGCAGAAGCAGGAUAGCAGUGUUUUAUGUAAUAUCAUUCCGUCUACCUUGAGAGAAUUCUCUCGAUACAUACUGUGGAACAGCAGGACAUUAAAUGGGGUUAUUCUCCAACUCAGCAGCAAGUGGUCUUGGAAUUCUGAUAGAGACAUCUGGGUAUAAAAUCUUUAUUUUAUUUACUUCACUGGAAAGAAAAUAAAUUGCUGCUGUAAAUUCAGGUGUAAAGUUAAUAAAUUAAUUUUGAUGUCAAAUCUUUAAUGUGCUCCAGGGAUGCUGUAUUAUCAAAUUUCUAUUAAAAAGUGUCUUACUUCA
Molecule: messenger RNA, 1566 nt
Organism: Rhincodon typus (whale shark)
Lineage: Eukaryota; Metazoa; Chordata; Chondrichthyes; Orectolobiformes; Rhincodontidae
Gene: pnkd
Product: PNKD metallo-beta-lactamase domain containing
Exons: 5
Coding region: 1-600 (199 amino acids)
Cellular component (GO): mitochondrion
Molecular function (GO): hydrolase activity
Source: RefSeq, a predicted model, not a curated record